This is a messenger RNA of Galendromus occidentalis (western predatory mite), 1437 nucleotides long. Its product is annotated as cell division cycle 7-related protein kinase. Gene Ontology annotation, cellular component: nucleus. NCBI's taxonomy places the organism in Eukaryota, Metazoa, Arthropoda, Arachnida, Mesostigmata, Phytoseiidae. Bases 25 to 1437 code for a protein of 470 amino acids. The transcript is spliced from 8 exons. Gene Ontology annotation, biological process: mitotic DNA damage checkpoint signaling; protein phosphorylation. The record is from RefSeq and is a predicted model, not a curated record. Gene Ontology annotation, molecular function: ATP binding; protein serine/threonine kinase activity.
ACCACCAAUGGUUACAGAAAUCGUAUGCUUAAGAAACAACAUCAUUCGAAUACGUCCGUUGGUUCAUUCUCGCAAAUUAAUUUGUUACGGACCAUGGAGUCGGCAAUGCCUUCUCAGCUGUACAGUGCAUCAGAAUCGAACUCAGAGAAAGAUGAAGACGCGAUCAGACUUCAACAACACAUACCGCAAGUCCAUCAGUUCAUGGAACUCCAAGGGCGAAUAGGCGAGGGCACGUUCUCAUAUGUUUACAAGGCUCGGCUCAAAUCUCAGCCAGACCGGUAUUUUGCGCUCAAGUACAUUAUACCUACUUCGCAUCCGAGCAGAAUCAUGAAGGAACUUCGAUAUCUCAAAGACAUCGGAGGCAAGGACAACGUGGUGGAGUUGAAAACCUGCUUUUUGCAUAAAGGAAACGUGGCGAUCGUUAUGCCGUUCUUCGCGCACGACAGAUUUUCCGACUACGUACGACUCCUCAGCGUGAAUGAGGUUCGCGAAUACAUGAGGAACCUUCUGAAGGCAUUAGCGAGGGUUCAUCAGUUUAAAGUAGUUCAUCGAGAUAUCAAGCCCAGCAAUUUCCUUUACAAUAGAGAGCGGAAACAAUACUGCUUGGUGGAUUUCGGCCUCGCCGAGAAAAUCGAAAACGAAAUCAAGUGUCUCUCCCCUGCCUUUGGCUACAGUCAGGGAAGAAAACGUGCGAGGAACGACCAAGAGAACUUGGAAAGCAAAGUUAAGCGUAUCUGUCAGAUGCAAAUGACUCCGGGAGCGCUACGCGUCUCGAACGGAGUUACACCGGGAACAAUGCUGACGGGAGGACUCAGAGGACCAGGAGUGUCGACUCCCAUUCCUUCGAAUGUGAAACUAGAACGUCGUAGAUCCGACACGCACCUGACGUCUAAACGCUGUCUCUGCUUCGGUCGUAAUGAGGUUUGCAACGUCUGUCUCUCGAGGCCGACCGAGGUGGCUCCUAGAGCCGGCACACCGGGAUUUCGCGCACCAGAAGUUCUUAUGAAGUUCCGCAACCAGAGCACAGCAAUCGAUAUAUGGUCUGCAGCUGUGAUUUACCUCUCACUCCUGAGUGGGAGAUAUCCAUUCUUCAGAGCACACGAUGACCUCAGUGCCUUGGCCGAAGUCAUCACCCUCCUAGGUUCGGUGAAGGUCGAAGCGGCCGCCGAAGCUAUCGGUAAGAAAUUGACGACGUCCUCUCGCAAGGAGCCCAUGGAUAUGGCAGCUUUGUGCCUCAGCCUGCGAGGAGUCGACAAUCCGCAACGCAGAGCUUGCUUGGACCCCUCGUGGCUACAUGUCGAUCGAGUGGCCUUCGACCUGUUGUACAAGCUCCUUGACCCAAACCCGUUCACGAGGAUCACGGCCGAGCAAGCUCUACAGCAUCCCUUCCUGCGUGAGGGGUCCCGGAUGUUAGACAAUUCGAUCUCAUACCAAUGA